Messenger RNA from Closterium sp. NIES-65, 5661 nucleotides. Lineage: Eukaryota; Viridiplantae; Streptophyta; Zygnematophyceae; Desmidiales; Closteriaceae. The record is from the annotation of a GenBank genome assembly.
AUGGACGUGGACGUGGACUUGGACGUGGACGUGGGCGUGGACGUGGACGUGGACGUGGACGUGGAUGUGGACGUCGACGUGGACGUGGUCGUGGACAUGGACGUUGACGUGGACGUGGACGUGGUCGUGGACGUGGACGUGGACGUGAACGUGGAGGUGGACGUGGUCGUGGACGUGGAUGUAGACGUGGAGGUGGACGUGGACGUGGACAUGGACUUGGACGUGGACGUCGACGUGGACGUGGACGUGGACGUCGACGUCGACAUGGACUUGGACGUAGACGUGGACGUGGACGUAGACGUGGACGUGGACAUGGACGUGGUCGUGGACGUGGAAGUGGUCGUGGACAUGGACGUGGAAGUGGUCGUGGACGUGGACGUGGACGUGGACGUGGACUUGGACGUGGACGUGGACAACGACGUCGACGUAGACGUGGUCGUGGACGUGAACGUGAAGGUGAACGUGGUCGUCGACAUGGACGUGGAUGUAGAGGUGGACGUGGACGUGGACGUGGACUUGGACGUGGACGUAGACGUGGACGUGGACGUGGACGUGGACUUGGACGUAGACGUGGACGUGGUCGUGGACAUGGACGUGGACGUAGACAUGGACGUGGACGUAGAUGUGGACGUGGACAUGGACGUGGACGUGAACGUGAACGUGGAGGUGGACGUGGUCGUGGACGAGGUGGACGUGGACGUGGACAUGGAGGAUGUGGACGUGGACGUGGACCUGGACGUGGACGUGGACUUGGACGUGGACGUGGACGUGGAUAUGGACGUGGACGUGGAUAUGGACAUUGAAGUGGUCGUGGACUUGGACGUGGUCGUGGACGUGGACGUGGACGUGGUCGUGGACGUGGACGUGGACGUGGUCGUGGACGUGGAAGUGGUCGUGGAUGUGGACGUGGACGUGGUCAUGGACGUGGACGUGGACGUGGACGUGGACGUGGACUUGGACGUGGACGUGGACGUGGAGGUGGACGUGGUCGUGAACGUGGAGGUGGACGUGGUCGUGGACGUGGACGUCGACUUGGAAGACGUGGACGUGGACGUGGAGGAUGUGGACGUGGACGUGGAUGUGGACGUGGACGUGGACCUGGACGUGGACGUGGACUUGGACGUGGACGUGGACGUGGACAUGGACGUGGACGUGGUCGUGGACGUGGAAGUGGUUGUGGACGUGGACGUGGUCGUGGACGUGGACGUGGACUUGGACGUGGACGUGCACGUGGACGUGGUCGUGGACGUAGACGUGGACGUGGUCGUGGACGUGGACGUGGACGUGGACCUGGACGUGGACGUGGUCGUGGACGUGGACGUGGUUGUGGACGUGGACGUGGUCGUGGACGUGGAUGUGGACAUCGUGGACGUGGUCGUGGACGUGGACGUGGACGUGGACAUACGUGGACGUGGAGGUGUACGUGGACGUGGAGGUGGAGGACGUGGACGUGGACGUGUACGUGGACUUGGACAUGGCAUGGACGUGGACGUGGUCGUGGACAUGGACGUGGACGUGGACGUGGACUUGGACGUGGACGUGGACGCGGACGUGGACGUGGACGUGGACGCGGACGUGGACGUGUACGUGGACGUGGACGUGGACGUGUACGUGGACGUGGACGUGGACGUGGACAUGGACGUGGACCUGGACGUGGACGUGGACAUGGACGUGGACGUUGACGUGGACGUGGACCUGGACGUGGACCUGGACGUGGACGUGGACGUGGACGUGGUCGUGGACGUGGACGUGGACGUGGACGUGGACGUGGUCGUGGACGUGGACGUGGUCGUGGACGUGGACGUGGACGUGGACCUGGACCCGGACCUGGACCUGGACAUGGACAUGGACGUGGACGUGGACUUGGACGUGGACGUGGACGUGGAGGUGGACGUGGUCGUGAACGUGGAGGUGGACGUGGUCGUGGACGUGGACGUCGACUUGGAAGACGUGGACGUGGAGGAUGUGGACGUGGACGUGGAUGUGGACGUGGACGUGGACGUGGACGUGGACUUGGACGUGGACGUGGACGUGGACAUGGACGUGGACGUGGUCGUGGACGUGGAAGUGGUUGUGGACGUGGACGUGGUCGUGGACGUGGACGUGGACUUGGACGUGGACGUGCACGUGGACGUGGUCGUGGACGUAGACGUGGACGUGGUCGUGGACGUGGACGUGGACGUGGACCUGGACGUGGACGUGGUCGUGGACGUGGACGUGGUUGUGGACGUGGACGUGGUCGUGGACGUGGAUGUGGACAUCGUGGACGUGGUCGUGGACGUGGACGUGGACGUGGACAUACGUGGACGUGGAGGUGUACGUGGACGUGGAGGUGGAGGACGUGGACGUGGACGUGUACGUGGACUUGGACAUGGCAUGGACGUUGACGUGGUCGUGGACAUGGACGUGGACGUGGACGUGGACUUGGACGUGGACGUGGACGUGGACGUGGACGCGGACGUGGACGUGUACGUGGACGUGGACGUGGACGUGUACGUGGACGUGGACGUGGACGUGGACAUGGACGUGGACCUGGACGUGGACGUGGACAUGGACGUGGACGUUGACGUGGACGUGGACCUGGACGUGGACCUGGACGUGGACGUGGACGUGGACGUGGUCGUGGACGUGGACGUGGACGUGGACGUGGACGUGGUCGUGGACGUGGACGUGGUCGUGGACGUGGACGUGGACGUGGACCUGGACCCGGACCUGGACCUGGACAUGGACAUGGACGUGGACAUGGACGUGGAGGACGUGGAGGUGGACGUGGAGGACGUGGACGUGGACGUGCACGUGGACGUUGACGUGGUCGUGGACGUGGACGUGGACGUGGAUGUGGACGUGGUCGUGGACGUGGACGUGGACGUGGUCGUGGACAUGGACGUGGACGUAGACGUGGUCGUGGACGUGGACUUGGACGUGGACGUGGACGUGGAUGUGGAUGUGGACGUGGACAUGGACAUGGACACGUGGACCUGGACCUGGACGUGGACGUGGACUUGGACGUGGACGUGGACAGACGUGGACGUGGACGUGGACCUGGACCUGGACGUGGACCUGGAUGUGAACCUGGACGUGGACGUCGACUUGGACGUGGACUUGGACGUGGACGUGGACGUGGACAUCGUCGUGGACGUGGACGUAGACAUGGACGUGGACGUAGACGUGGUCGUGGUCGUGGACGUGGAUGUGGAUGUGGACGUGGAGGUGGACGUGGAUGUGGACGUGGAGGUGGACGUGGUGGAUGUGGACGUGGACGUGGACAUGGACGUGGACGUGGAGAACGUGGACGUGGACGUGGAGGACGUGGACGUGGACGUAGACGUGGACUUGGACGUGGAAGUGGUCGUGGACGUGGUGGACGUAGACGUGGACGUGGACGUGGACGUGGAUCUGGACGUGGACGUGGACGUGGACGUGGACUUGGAUGUGGACGUGGACGUGGACGUGGACGUGGAGGCGGACGUGGUCGUGGACGUGGUGGACGUGGACGUGGACCUCGAUGUGGAGGACCUCGAUGUGGAGGACGUGGACGUGGACGUGGAGGACGUGGACGUGGACCCGGACGUGGACGUGGACCUGGACGUGGACGUGGACACGGAUGUGGACGUGGACGUGGUCGUGGACGUGGACGUGGACGUGGUGGUGGAGGUGGACGUGGACGUGGUCGUGGACGUGGACGUGGUCGUGGACAUGGACGUGGACGUGGACGUGGACGUGGACGUGGACUUGGACGUGGACGUGGACGUCGACGUGGACGUGGACGUGGACGUGGUCAUGGACGUGGACGUGGACGUGGACGUGAACGUGGAGGUGGACGUGGUCAUGGACGUGAACGUGGACGUAGACGUGGACGUGGACGUGGUCGACGUGUACGUGGACGUGGACUUGGACGUGGACUUGGACGUGGACGUGGACGUGGACGUAGACGUGGACGUGGACGUAGACGUGGUCGUGGACGUGGACGUGGAUGUGGAUGUGGAGGUGGACGUGGUUGUGGACGUGGUGGAUGUGGACGUGGACGUGGACGUGGACAUGGACGUGGAUGUGGACAUGGACGUGGACGUGGAGAACGUGGACGUGGACGUGGAGGACGUGGACGUGGACAUGGACGUGGACGUGGAGAACGUGGACGUGGAGGACGUGGACGUGGACGUGGACGUGGACUUGGACGUGGAAGUGGUCGUGGACGUGGACGUGGUCGUGGACGUGGACGUGGACGUAGAGGUGGACGUAGUCGUGGACGUGGUGGACGUGGACGUGGACGUGGAGGACGUGGACGUGGACGUGGACGUGGACUUGGACGUGGUCGACGUGGACGUGGACGUGGUCGUGGACGUGGACGUGGACGUGGACGUGGAGGUGGACGUGGUCGUGGACGUGGUGGACGUGGACGUGGACCUGGACGUGGAGGACAUGGACGUGGACGUGGAGGACGUGGACGUGGACCUGGACGUGGACGUGGACCUGGACGUGGACGUGGACAUGGAUGUAGACGUGGACGUGGACGUGGUCGUGGACGUGGACGUGGACGUGGUGGUGGACGUGGACGUGGACUUGGACGUGGUCGUGGACGUGGACGUGGACGUGGACGUGGACGUGGACUUGGACGUGGACGUGGACGUCGACGUAGACGUGGACGUGGACGUGGUCAUGGACGUGGACGUGGACGUGGACGUGAACGUGGACGUAGACCUGGAAGACGUGGACGUGGACGUGGAGGAUGUGGACGUGGAUGUGGAUGUAGACGUGGACGUGGACCUGGACGUGGACUUGGACGUGGACGUGGACGUGGACGUUGACGUGGACGUGGACGUGGUCAUGGACGCGGAAUUGGUCGUGGACGUGGACGUGGACGUGGACGUCGACGUGGACGUGGUUGUGGACGUGGACAUGGACGUGAACGUGGAGGUGGACGUGGUCGUGGCCAUGGACGUGGACGUAGACGUAGACGUGGACGUGGACGUGGACGUGGACUUGGACAUCGACGUAGACGUGGAAGUGGACGUGGACGUGGACGUCGACGUGGACUUGGACGUGGACGUGGACGUAGACGUGGACGUAGACGUGGACGUGUACGUGGUCGUGGACGUGGAAGUGGUCGUGGACGUGGACGUGGUCUUGGACGUGGACGUGGACGUGGUCGUGGACGUGGACGUGGACGUGGACUUGGACGUGGACGUGGGCGUGGAUGUGGACGUGGACGUGGACGUGGAUGUGGACGUCGACGUGGACGUGGUCGUGGACAUGGACGUCGACAUAGACGUGGACGUGGUCGUGGACGUGGACGUGGACGUGAACGUGGAGGUGGACGUGGUCGUGGACAUGGAUGUAGACGUGGAGGUGGACGUGGACGUGGACAUGGACUUGGACGUGGACGUAGACGUGGACGUGGACGUGGACGUCAACGUGGACGUGGACUUGGACGUGGACGUGGACGUGGACGUGGACGUAGACGUGGACGUGGACAUGGACGUGGUCGUGGACGUGGAAGUGGUCCUGGACAUGGACGUGGACGUGGACGUAGAGGUGGACGUAGUCGUGGACGUGGUGGACGUGGACGUGGACGUGGAGGACGUGGACGUGGACGUGGACGUGGACUUGGACCUGGUCGUGAACGUGAUGUGGACGUGGACAUGGACCUGGACGUGGUCGUAG